This is a messenger RNA of Phragmites australis (common reed), 1584 nucleotides long. Its product is annotated as L-galactose dehydrogenase-like. Gene Ontology annotation, cellular component: cytosol. Lineage: Eukaryota; Viridiplantae; Streptophyta; Magnoliopsida; Poales; Poaceae. The record is from RefSeq and is a predicted model, not a curated record. Gene Ontology annotation, biological process: L-ascorbic acid biosynthetic process. Gene Ontology annotation, molecular function: L-galactose dehydrogenase activity. Bases 103 to 1053 code for a protein of 316 amino acids. The transcript is spliced from 5 exons.
UCCGACCCCCACCAUUCCGCUCAGAUUCGAUUCGCCUUCGCCAAUUUGUCGCGCGCACCCAUCUCCCCUCCGCUCCACCCGACCUCGCCAAGCAAGCAAACCAUGGAGCUCCGCGAGCUGGGCGGCACGGGCCUCCGCGUCAGCGCCGUCGGCUUCGGCGCCUCCCCGCUCGGACACGUCUUCGGCAACGUCCCCCGCGACGCCGCCCGCGCCGCCGUCCGCCGUGCGCUCGACCUCGGCGUCAACUUCUUCGACACCUCCCCGUACUACGGCGGCACAGCCUCGGAAUCGGUGCUGGGCGACUGCCUCCGCCACGCGGCCGUCCCACGGGACCGCGUCGUCGUCGCCACCAAGUGUGGCCGCUACAAGGAGGGGUUCGACUUCUCCGCUGCUCGCGUGACCCGCAGCAUCGACGAGAGCCUCGCCCGCCUCGGCCUCGACUACGUGGACAUCCUCCACUGCCACGACAUCGAGUUCACCAACCUCGACCAGAUCGUGAACGAGACGAUCCCGGCGCUCCAGAAGAUCAAGGAGAGAGGGAAGGCGCGGUUCAUUGGUAUCACCGGGCUGCCCCUAAGCAUCUACACGUACGUGCUCGACCGGGUGCCGCCAGGCUCAGUGGAUGUGAUUCUGUCCUACUGCCACUACGGGAUCAACGAUACAUCCCUGGUGGAUCUGCUCCCCUACUUGAGGAGCAAGGGUGUUGGGGUCAUCAGCGCCUCGCCGCUUGCGAUGGGUCUUCUCACGGAUAACGGGCCGCCAGAGUGGCACCCUGCCCCAGAAGAACUUAAGUUGGCAUGCAGGGCAGCAGCAGAUCAAUGUAGGAAGAAGGGGAAAAGCAUUACGAAGCUGGCUAUGCAGUACAGUUUGAUGAAUAAUGAGAUUUCAACAGUUCUUGUCGGGAUGAACUCUUCCAAACAGGUGGAGGAGAAUGUGGCUGCUGCAUUGGAAUUGUCAACUUCAGGCAUUGAUGAAGAACUUUUGCUUGACGUCGAAGCAAUUCUUGAGCCUGUGAAGAACUUGACUUGGCCUAGUGGUAUCCAGCAAGCCUGAUGUCCGAUAAGCGAUAGCAGCUUGGUCAAUUGAAGCUCUUGUGGUGAAUAAAUCUCUGCUAGUCGAUUGAAUCAAUUGUGUGCAUCUGCAUCCUAGUCUGCUGAUUGCAAUCCAGUAUAAUUAUUGAUGGCAAGCAAAUGAAUGGGAUUUGUUGAGAUUGUAUGGGCGGGUUCUCUAGUAAUUGAGACAUGUCUAACGGAGACAACAGGAACAAUAAAAGAUCAAUGCUGAUCACUGAAUAAACAUUUCCCAUACGUCAGGGCAGGAUUGAGGCUUUUAUGAAUUCAGUUGCUAAACAAGCAAAUUGCACACCAGUAAUUUUACGGUGCAAAACAAAACAUUGCUGAAUGCUGUGCCAUCCAUGAAUUUCUUCUUUCGUUCAUCUUUUGUCCUGAGUAUCAAUGUAAAUUUAUAUUGUCUCACUUUUUUUUUUUUUGAGAAACCGGGUUGUUUUUAAUAUAGAUAUGUAAAGGAUUAUAUUGUAGUCCUUACAACAACACCUCUAAGAAAGAGAAAUUACAUCGUGAUCCU